Molecule: messenger RNA, 2738 nt
Organism: Zingiber officinale
Lineage: Eukaryota; Viridiplantae; Streptophyta; Magnoliopsida; Zingiberales; Zingiberaceae
Exons: 3
Coding region: 278-2419 (713 amino acids)
Source: RefSeq, a predicted model, not a curated record
CACUUAGUUAGGUAAAGACGUAAAGUCCCGCUGAGGACACUCCCAAACCACGAGGCUCUCCGCUUCGCUUUUCCUUCUUCCUCUUCUCGUCUCUCGAACGGUUCUGUUCUUCCAUUCCGCCUCGCUUUUGAUGUCAAUUUGCGAUUUGGUCUGCCCGCAAAGGUUUAUCUGAUAUGUUUUUCUUUUUUGAGGGGAUGAUUUGAUGUUUGUUGGAUUGGAUAGGAGGGAGGAUUAGGGUUUUGGUGAAGAUGGAUGCGCAAGGGUGUUGAAGAAUCCGAUGGAGGAGAAGAAGAUGGAUCUCGAAGCACCGCUGCUGUCCGUUCGGAGAUUCUCGGCGGGGCCGUCGGCUUCUCCGACGCUGCUACCGGAGGAGGAGGGCGAGGCGCGGCCUCCGCCGCCAAGGAGGGCAUCGCUUCCGUACUACAAGUCGGAUUUGAAAUCGGGCCCAGUGCGUGUUCCAGGGGUCGUCCCGUUCGUAUGGGAGCAGACUCCGGGGUUGCCUAAGAACGGGGCGCGAUCGGCCGUGGACAGCGGUGGGAAGGUGAUGAAGGUCCCCAAGCUUCCGCCUGGAAGGAUCCAGAACGGCAAGGGGGGAAACUCGUUUCGGGAUGCCUUGGCUCCGGCUGUGAAGGUUGGCAGCAGUGUGCGGACUCGUAAAGCUGUGACCUUUGCGCCCGAUGCUGGAACUGCCAAUUCUUACGAGUCUUCUGAGGACGUGCCUAAGAUUGUCGUGGAUGAGAGGGUAGAGAAGAUUGAGAAGGAAAAUAAGGUAGAAAAUGCCGAUAGGAUUGAGAUGCCAGUGAAGACAGAGAAUAUGGAAGAGAUUGAGGUGGAGGAAACGGUUGAAAAUGAAGAGAGGAUUGAGAAAGCUGAGAAGGUAGAGAAAAAGCUAGAAAAGCAGCCCGUUUCAGCCUCAGAGAAUCAUAAUAAAGAAGACAAUGUUGAAGAAGACGCCUUCUCUGAUGCGCUUGAUACACUAUCACGAUCGGAGUCAUUCUUCAUGAAUUGCAGUGUCAGUGGCAUUAGUGGAAUCCCAGAUGUGGCCAAGUUCUCGGGCAACUUUCUCAAGGAUCCCGAGCUCAGGGAUUUCAUGAUAGAGAGGUUCUUGCCUGCUGCACAGGCAAUGUCUUCCGAUUCACCCCAUUAUACCUUUAAAAAAUCAGCUGCACCUCCACGAGCGGCUACGAAGCUUCUUGAGAGGGUUGAAACUAGUGAUCCUGCCAAGAGGCCACCUAUUCCCCUCCAGAAAAAUUAUGCUUAUCCCGAACAGUAUGCUAAGGAGUUGGAGGAAGAGGAUACCUAUGAUGAAGACGGUGAAGAUGAGAAGUGCUAUGAUGAUACUGGCCAUUUUCCUUCUAAAGGUUGUGGAUUGCUUCCUCAAUUUUGUUUGAAGAGUUCAUUCUGUCUUCUAAAUCCAGUCCCAGGGAUGAAAGUUCGAGGAAGACACUUGCCUUCAGCAAGGGGAAAGUCUGGAAGCCCACAGAUCAAGAAUGUAUAUCCAAUAUCUCUUGUUCAAGUUGAAGAGCUCUCAUGGGAAGCUGUUUAUGGAAAAAAAUUGGGUCUGGAACAUUCUCCCCAGAAAGAAGUGAUAGGUAAAUUGAGUGAAUCUGAUACUCUUACAGCUGAUUGUUCAUCUGCAUUUGGUAAUUCAGUGGCUACCGGAGGUACAACCCCUGAUAAAAAUGAUGGGCAUCCAUCAACUGUUCAUGAAAGGAAGGAUUCUGUUGGAAUUCUAAGCAGAGAAAGCAAUUGUAGUAAGAUUGAUGGUUCUGAUGCUGGCGAGAAAAGCAGCGGAAGCUACAGGGAAAUAAAUCACAGCAACCAAAUAGGUUCAGAGUCCAUGAGCUCUUUAUUGGACAAAACUCUGCGUGUAGAUUCAGGUAAUAGACCAGGAUCUUCGGACUCAAAGGCUAGUUCCUUCUAUGCUGUCAGUGAUACUAGAAGUAUGAUGAGUUCUGGUGAGAUUGGUAUAGAUAGUUGGAGUAGAGAAAGUAUAGUUGCUGGAGCUGAUAAAAAAAAUGCGUUGCAACCAGAAGUCACCAAAGUUUCUAUGCCCAUUUCACUCUUCCCUUCAAAAAGAUUAAAUAAUGGGAAUAUGGAUGUUGAUGAUAAUAGAAAUCGUGGCAAUGAUAGUGAGCCAUUGCAUUUGAAGAGUGGCAUUAAUCCUUUGCUGUCACUGCUGCCUCCACCAUUGCCGAAAUCACCAUCAGAGUCUUGGCUUUCUAGAACUUUGCCUUCUGUCUCAUCAAAAAAUCCAGCUCCACAGUCAUUAUUAGGCAUUCAACUUCAGAAUAGGAAACAAACCGUGCAAACACCCUCUAAUGACGUGAAACAAGAAACGAAUAUCAGGCCUUCAAGAUCACGACGUCGACAGAUUCGAUUCGCUGAGGUGCUGUCAAAACCUGACUCACAAAUAUAAGAAAAAUGAGGUGUAAACUUACUUUUCUUCCACCAUCACACCAUAUCUUAUGAUUACAGAGGAUAGAGAAGGUAAUACAGUUUAGUUUUUUUUUUAACUCCCCUACUUUAUUUAUAGGUGGUUUGACCUCGUGGCGAUUCUUCUGGCAAUCUCAAAUGCGCUUCCCUUAUUAAUUCCUUUAUUAUGCUGUAUGUAACUUGAGCUAUUGCUCGUUCAAAAUAUUUCAUUCUUGUAAAUUAUAAAUUGUUCAACAGGAGGACUAAACACAUUGUCUUAACCACAUGUCAAUCACUUGUGCAGCAAUAUGCAUGUUGUGUUA